Molecule: messenger RNA, 3668 nt
Organism: Petromyzon marinus (sea lamprey)
Lineage: Eukaryota; Metazoa; Chordata; Hyperoartia; Petromyzontiformes; Petromyzontidae
Product: metalloproteinase inhibitor 3-like
Biological process (GO): negative regulation of membrane protein ectodomain proteolysis; negative regulation of endopeptidase activity
Cellular component (GO): extracellular matrix
Molecular function (GO): metalloendopeptidase inhibitor activity; protease binding
Source: RefSeq, a predicted model, not a curated record
GGUGGAUUAGGACACUCAUGAAAGGCGUGGCGCAACAAAAAAAAGACAAAUAACAACAUUCCCCUCCGAUAUAAAUGCCAGCGAGGCAGCCUUCAAACAGCCACUUGCAGCAGCGUCGCUCGUGUGACAAUCGGUGAGAGCCUCCAGGAGACCGACGACGUUCCAGCUGACGAGACACGAAGAUGCUGCCUUCGCGGAAUUCUGUCGUGCUGCCCUUGGCUGUCGUGGCAGUGGCGCUGUCUGGGUGGCUGUGCGCGCUGUCCCAGGCAUGCUCCUGCGCCGGAGAACCACACCCACAGCAAGCCUUCUGCGGGUCAGAUGUUGCCAUGAAGGUGCAACUGCUUGAAAAGACGACGGAAAUGAUGGCAGUCAGCAACGGCGACAAUGAGAGCGCCAUGGCGCAGCUGACCCGGUACAAAGUGAACGUUAUCAAGACGUUCAAAGGCCAAGAGGAGCUGACGCGAACGGGCUACAUCUACUCGCCCGUAGGAGAGCCGAGCUGUGCUCUCGACAUCCAGCCGCACAAACGCCACUACAUUUUGACAGGACGUAUCUGGUCCGGGAUGAUCUACGUGACCCUGUGCAACUUCAUCCGCCCCUGGAACACGCUCUCCAGCGGCCAAAAAUCCGGCUUCUCUGACAUCUACGGCUCCGGCUGCACGUGCCAGAUUUCAACGUGCAACCAAAAGCCGUGCGAGCCCACGGAGGCGCGUGCGUGCACCUGGACCGACUCGUCGACCUACCAGGGUGCCCGGCGCUGGGGGCCACAGGCCAAGACCCAGGCCUGCCUGCCAGCGCUGGAGGGGGAUGGCUGCCUGUGGAGCAAGAUCAACGGCAGCGGCUCCGCCGAGCCACUCGACAAGCCCGUGCCACAGCAGCAGCUGCAGUAGUGAUGCGGUGGUGGGGGGUGGGGGCUUGCACGGUGACCGCACUUCUCACGUCGUGCGGUCGCCUGCUGCUAAACGCUUGCGACGGUUCCGAGGAGAGCGAGUGAGGAGAGCGGGUUGGGGGGAGGGGGGGGGGGUCUCUGGGCGCCGCCGGUGCCGCGAUCUCACGACGGCGGGAAGCUGCGCCUCCCCCGCCCAUCGGAAUCGCCAUCACCAGCUGCUGCCAUCGUCUCUCGCGGGCGAUCGCUAUGCUUCCUUUCCGUUCUGUGCCGUCGCGGAUCAGAGGCAGCGGACUCGCAGCGCGAGCCGACAGCAUCUGCUGUUCCCAGGCAGGCAGUCUCCCAUCAAAGUACUAACCAGACUCAACUGCGCUUGGCUUCCGAGAUUUGGCCACAUCGAGUGCAUGCGUGGUGAUUUGAUUUCAAUAAGAGAGAUUUAAGGUUUUCACCAAUUGUGUCUCGAUUGUGCUGUCGCCGUCAUGUCUUCAGAUAAAGAAUGCACUCGGGGUGUCCCGCAAAGCAGUGCAUUGCCCCAUUACUCGAGAGUGGGCCGCGGCAGUUGUUAUCACAGAGCUACUUCUGAGAUCUCUUCAAAUGGCCUCUGGUCCUCUCAGUAAAGGGGGAGGGAGGGAGUGGGGGGGGGGGCACUUUCCCACCCACUCUGCCACGAUCCUGGAACGUGGCACGGCCAGCUGAGCAACUCCGCUGCCGGUGCCACUCGCCGGGCAGUGACCCCACGACCUAUCUAGGGUUGGCACCUGUUCUGGUUUUGCCAGGAUCAUCCUCUUGUGAAUAACAUAACAAUAAUGUUGAGGCAGCUAUCUUGGGAAAUCUAUAAGUGUUUCCGGGAGAUUGAAAAUCCAGACCUUUUUUUAAAUAUGUCAGUUGGGUGUUAACACAUCACUCAAAACAAUGCAUGCAUAUGCAGCUCUCACCGCUUCUGCUGUUGUGAAAUAUUAUUCUUUCCAUUAUAUGGUCCGGUGUUUUGUACAUCAGAGGUGGCAACCGUAGCCGCGAGGGUUACGCCGACGGUGAUUGGACGCUCCGCUGUGGCCGCCGUGAUGACAACUGCACAGGGCACACGAGCGCAUGUUGUGCACGUACACACUACUCUGUCCUGGCUGUUGGGACUUGUGUGGGCGAGCGUUCAAAUCAUGCGUCACCCUUCGCCAAAUACGUCCUCCCUAGGGUGGCAGGCAAAGGUGACCAUUUAUUUUGCAACGGCGGGUUACAGCACAGCUUUUGUAAGAAAAAACAACCGAACCUAACUUAAUUCAAACCUGCUGCCCUGCAUUGAUGUUUUCCUCGCAGAACCCAAAUAAUUGUAGGUAAGACACAGAGGGCAAACAAUAAGUAUUGGUUCCUCACCUGGGGUCAACAGUAAUCAUUGACUCGGUAGCAGCCAGUGUUGCUACCGAGACUCAGCCAGCGCGCGUGAUCCCCGGGAUUUAAAGUAGAAAGAAAAAAACGAUUUCUCCGAGCUUUUCGCAUAAAUGUCACGCUUUCAUAAAAAAGGCUUUUUUUCUGGAGAGAGACAGCCUGCCAGUCGAGAGUAUAUAUAGCCCCCCCCCCAUCUCCACUCUGCCACGCGGCGAGUUGUUACGAGGAACGCCCGAGUCGUCAGCUAUGAUUUUGCGCGAGUGUGUCGCCCCCGGUGACAGGCAUAACCCAACGAUCGGCAAAAACGAGUUAAGACGUUUUGUCUAUUUCACUGCAAUUUUUGUCACACCUCAGAAACUUGGCCGAGAUCAAUUUUCCGUUCGCGAAAUCAGUGGCCAAAAAAAUAUGAAUCGAUGAUGGCCGCGGCGACCCCACCCAUAGACUUAAGCACGGCCGACUGUGACGAGACAAAUUCACGUGCCUGACUGAAUACGCAGACCGAGAGACCGUACAUUAAUGUUAUUGGAGACAGCAGUACAUUUAGCGGGACCAAAUAUGGUUAUUGGGCUAUAUAUAUGUCGAGAUAAAAGUUCACCGAUUGGCUGACUUGAACAUAUUGGGGAGUUGGGGAAGCAUGUACCACGCAUACCAAUAUUUAAUAAUGAAGGGUCAGCAAUAUUUUUUACGUCCUUGGUCAACGAAACUAUACUAUUUUAUUAUGACCAGAUGAAGCCCGCUGAACUAUGAGCUCUUUUUCAGAAACGACCUGGCCACACUUGAGAGCUCACCCAAGCGGAUUGUAUCGUCAUCCUGAUUGGGGAUUUAUAGUAGUAGCUCAAUAAUCUUCGCGUGUGUUGAUUCUAAACAUGGUGGGCGGCAAAACUGGAGGACCCGUAGUAAAAUCCAAGCGACCACCACGGGGGAGAGAGAACACACAGACUCCAAAUAUACAACGGCAGGUAUCGUCAGGGUCCGGGAUCAAACCCACGACCUCCUGCGUACCAGGCUUGGGAGAUAACAUCCGGUCACUGCGGUGGUGCCAGACUAACAGAAUGACUGAACAAAAUACGCAGACUUGAGAAUUGGCAGAAGUCCCACAAGUUUUUUGAUCGACUAAUCUGAGACAAUGAUAAAAUAUAUAUGUUAAGAAAACGAUGCUUUUAAAACACGAACGCAACGUGGGAGCUCAGCGCUGUGCCUCUGACAAGUUGUCUGCCAGCUCGAGACGGUGACGCUGAGGUUGUGCACAGCGAGAGAGAGAGACCUCGUGCACCGAGCUGACGUGAUGCCAAACGAACAGUUUUCAAGGACGGAGGGGGGGGGGAGGCGACGUGAUGGAUUCAAUCUCUUGUGGACGUCUUUUCUGUCUUUUAAAAUAACAAAUAAAAUGUACACGAGCGUU